GCGUGUGUGUGCGCAAGGCGGGCGACCCCGCCGCCCGCCGCGGGCCCGAGGCCCAGCCAGAGAGGGGCCUGCCUCGCUGCCGGGAGCCCGGCUGUCCGGGCCUCCCUACUUCUCUAUCCCGGUCCCCCUCCUCGGGGCCUUCUAUAUGGGCCACCUUCUCUCGAAGGAGCCGCGUAACCGCCCAAGCCAGAAGAGGCCUCGCUGUUGCAGCUGGUGCCGCCGCCGCCGCCCUCUCCUCAGGCUGCCCCGCCGGACCCCGGCCAAGGCGCCCCCCCAGCCGGCGGCGCCCCGGAGCCGGGACUGCUUCUUCCGCGGGCCCUGCAUGCUCUGCUUCAUCGUGCACAGCCCCGGCGCGCCCGCCCCCGCCGGCCCAGAGGAGGAGCCGCCGCUCUCGCCGCCGCCGCCGCGGGACGGGGCCUACGCCGCGGCCGCCUCCUCGCAGCACCUGGCGCGACGCUACGCGGCUCUGGCCGCCGAGGACUGCGCCGCCGCCGCCCGCCGCUUCCUGCUAUCCUCGGCCGCCGCCGCCGCCGCUGCCGCUGCUUCGGCCUCGUCGCCCGCCUCCUGCUGCAAAGAGCUGGGGCUGGCCGCGGCAGCCGCCUGGGAACAGCAGGGCCGGAGCCUCUUCUUGGCCAGCCUGGGGCCCGUGCGCUUCCUGGGGCCGCCUGCCGCCGUGCAGCUCUUCCGGGGGCCGCCGCCGCCGGCCGAGCCCCCGACGCCUCCCGAGAUGGUGUGCAAGCGGAAGGGGGCCGGGGUCCCCGCCUGCACCCCCUGUAAGCAGCCCCGCUGUGGCGGGGGGGCCUGCGGCGGCGGCGGCGGCAGCGGAGGAGGAGGAGGACCUGCGGGGGGAGGCGCCUCGCCGCCGCGGCCCCCCGACGCCGGCUGCUGCCAGGGCCCAGAGCAGCCACCGCAGCCUCUCUGCUCCCAGCGCUCCUCUCCCACUUCGGAAGGUGCCCCCACAGAGGCCAGUGGGAACGCCGUCCGAGCGGGGGGCACCGCCCCCUCGCCCGCCCAGCAGCACCACGAAUGCGGCGACGCGGACUGUCAGGAGACCCCCGAAAAUCCGUGCGACUGUCAUAGGGAGCCAUCCCCCGAAACCCCAGACAUCAAUCAGCUGCCGCCAUCCAUCCUGCUCAAGAUAUUUUCCAAUUUAUCCCUGGAUGAGCGUUGCCUUUCUGCAUCAUUGGUUUGCAAGUACUGGCGUGACCUUUGUUUAGAUUUCCAGUUUUGGAAGCAGCUGGAUCUUAGUAGUCGUCAGCAGGUCACUGAUGAAUUAUUGGAAAAAAUUGCAUCAAGAAGUCAAAAUAUAAUUGAAAUCAACAUUUCUGAUUGUCGCAGUAUGUCUGAUACUGGCGUGUGUGUUCUAGCAUUUAAGUGUCCUGGACUUCUUAGGUAUACAGCCUACAGGUGUAAACAGCUUUCUGACACCUCUAUUAUUGCGGUUGCUUCUCACUGUCCUUUACUUCAGAAAGUUCAUGUAGGCAACCAGGACAAACUUACUGAUGAAGGACUCAAACAGCUGGGCUCAAAAUGCAGAGAACUCAAAGAUAUUCAUUUCGGCCAGUGUUACAAGAUCUCAGAUGAAGGCAUGAUCGUCAUAGCUAAGGGCUGUCUGAAAUUACAAAGAAUAUACAUGCAGGAAAACAAAUUAGUGACAGAUCAAUCGGUGAAAGCAUUUGCUGAGCACUGUCCUGAACUUCAGUACGUUGGCUUCAUGGGUUGUUCAGUUACUUCUAAAGGAGUCAUUCAUCUAACCAAGCUAAGAAACCUUUCCAGCUUGGACCUACGUCAUAUCACUGAACUGGAUAAUGAAACCGUGAUGGAAAUUGUCAAGAGGUGCAAAAAUCUAAGCUCUCUCAAUCUCUGCCUGAACUGGAUCAUAAAUGACAGGGUGAAUCUGCGUCUUCAUCUUUGGCCCUCUGCCCCAGCCUCAGCCCCUGGAACCUCACAUAGAGCCCAGCUCAGAGAAGCAAUUUAAUACCUACGUGUUGAGGGAAUUAUAAAUGUUGCUUUUGUAGGAUGGAUAAAUCUGUUUUUAAAUUUGGCUUGAACUCUGGCUGAAAUCCAGGCAACUGGUUCACAUGUCCUCCUUCUUCCAGAUUUACUUACCUCUGAAUAAAGUUGAUACUUAAUAAAGUGAGGACAAUGUCAUUGUCUUGAUUUAGAUAGAGCUUGCUUUAUGUAUUGCAUGCUUUUUAUCUGAAAGCCAUAGCUUCGUUUUUUGAACAAUACCUAGGCUUUAAUGUUGAAUCGUUGGUUUCUGCUUUUUUAAUAGAGUCUUUGGAAUACUUUUAAAUGAAGAUCCAGAAACUUCAUUUGCUUUUCAUAUGUAAUGACACCUUGUAUUAAUUGAAAAGAGGCAGAGGAGACAGUUACAGCUUUUUUUCUGUUUCUUGGUGAGAAAAGUGUGGCUAUAUGAAAAAACUGUUGCAUAUUUUUUCUUCAUUCUUCCUUGUAGCACUUUUAAGUGCUGCUCUUUAAAUGUAUGUUUAAUAUUUGGUUAAUUGUAACUAUGAACCUAAACAUACUGAUUUAAGUCCAGGUUCACAUUAGAACAAUUAUCUGGUUAAUUGCUCUUGUGAAAAAAUAGGCUAAAAAUCAUCAGAACGUCAACUUGUGAAAGCAGUGGCAGGAGUUUCAAAACCACCAAGCAUACCUACUGCAAAUCACAUCAGCAAAGCAAUUAAUUUAGGCUAAUUGCUUUUCUGUUUGUUCAAGAUGCACUUUGGAACUGUCUUUUGAAAUCGUGGCAAUUAAGAUUAGUAAGCAAUAUAAUUAAAGAAUGUUAGAAUGGUCACUAUUUUUCAAAAAUGGUAAUUAUUCCAUAUGAACCUAUAUAGUAGAUGUAUCACCCAUGUGGGACUUGGAAAUAAUUAAAGCAAAAUAGGAGUAUUUUAGCACACAAGUUUCCCUUUAAAAAUAAAUCGAGUAGGUUACCUUUUCAGCAACUGUAGCACAGGGUUAUCUUUAAUCUCUAAUUAUCAAGAAGAAUUAUCUCGUUUCAAUAAUGCACACACUAAGGAGGUUUGUUCACACAGGGGGAGAAAUAACCACCGAAGAUGGCACUGGCUAGUGGCAUUUUCUCUAACAGAUGUGUUUCGGGGUUCUUGUAUGGCUUGUCCUAACAUAAUCAGGAGUUUUAAAUGUCUUAAAAAACAGAUUAGGCAUACCUCAUGUUAUUGAAGUUUUCCUUUAUUGAGCAUUAUAAUUUGGGCAGCACCAAUUUGUCUAAAAUUGAAAACGACUUGAGUUUCCAACUGUUUCUGUAUGAAGCCAUGUUGUAACAGAACCUCAGCUAAAAAAAAUGGCAACUUUAGGAAUCAGUUCUUCAUUGGAAAUGUAGGAAUAUCAUUAGUGGGGGAAUUAGUCAUUCCCCAAACUGCUUCUCUGUUCACCAUAUUGUCAAACAGCAAGUAGCUAUUUCUUUCAUCUCUCUCCUUCCCUAAGGAGCCAUUCUUAUCACGCAGCGUGUUUAGUGGCCUGUCCUGCCCUAUGAAAUUAUCCAAAGCAAAUAGAUUGGAUUGUAUUAAGGACUGUGGCUCUCGGAGUGAAUCUUUGAGAGACACACCUGUUAAAGGAAGUCUUGAUAGCCGUCACUUUGUGACUUUCCGGGUCUGUGACAAGAAAUUUAGGAAGAUAUUCAUUAAAAUUAGAUUUGAUGCAAUCAGUUAAAUUUCAAGUUUUGUUUUGGCAUUCUACUUUUUGUUUGUUAGUAGAUACAAAAAUUAUUUUCUUUAUUUUUCUUUAUUUCUGCUUAAAUCGGUAUGAAUAGAUCUCUAAGCCUAGCUAGUUAACUGUAUCACAAAACUAGAUUUUUCUCUAGUGAUCACUUUCAUGGAGAAGAACAAAAGUGUAUUUAGUUUUUACAAGGAUAUAUUUUUCUUUACUUCUUUUACAAAACUUCAUAGUUUCUAGAAGUGCAGCAUACUUGAUCCAGAUUUCCCGGUGAUGCUGUUUGUUGUGGAAUGUUUGAUUAGAAAGCUUCAUGGUGAAGGUAAAAAUAUCAAAUCAGAUGAAAAUAAAUAUAUUGAUUAGAAUAAAUAGAAAAGUGUGGAGGACUCCUAGAAUACAGAAAAAUGAACAAAGAAACCUAAAUGAUGUUGGUCUUCUUUUGAAUCUGUCAUUGAAGUAGCAGAACAGUGUUACUCUGGUUUGGGGAAAACUCAAGCUAGUACUUCUUUUUGGCCUUUAAAACAUGAAUUCUGCAAUUAUUUAUAGUUGAAAGACAGCAUAGGUGCUAUAAAAUUUGUCACUAUUUCACAGACUUUAGAAGAUUGCAAAUUAUAGCCACAUAUUUACCCUAUCCCUAUAUGCCUUUGUGCAUUGGUAUAUUGACUACCCUUACAUCAAGAGGUGGCAUCUGUUUUUCUAUCCCCUUGAACUUGGGCUGGCUUUGUGACUUGCUCUAACCAAUAGGAUGUAGUGGAAAUUAUGUUGUGGGACUUCCAAGGUUUGGCUUCAAGGGGCCUUGCAACUUGCUUUUCUGGAAGCUGCCCCACCUGAAGAGGCCCAGAGUAGUCUCUCUGAGAAUGAGAGAUCACAUGGAGAUAGAGGUCUAGCCAACAGCCAAGGUCGAACUGUCAGACGUGUGACAGAGGCCAUCUUAAACCGUCCAGCCUCAGUCAAACCUUUGGAUUCCUGCAGUCCUGUGAAUGAAACCCGCAGAACUGCUCAGCUGAGCCCAGGGAGUUGUAAGCAAGUAAGAGCAGUUUUUUUAAGCUGCGAAGUUUUGGUGUAGUUUGUUAUUCAGACAUUGACUUUGUAGCUGCUCUAUGUUGAACAUUUUGUAUUAAGUUAGGCAAGGUGCCAAGAGUGCUUUAUUCAUUAUCCUAUUUAAUUAUCACAUCAACUCUGUGACAUAGGUAUCAUUAUGCCCUAUUUUAUAGAUGAGGUAAAAAAAAGGCUCAGAGAGGUAAAAGAUCUUGCUGGCGAUCACAGCUAGGAAGUGCAGUCAGGACUGAAUGCAGAUCUGCCUGACCUCAGUCUCACCUAUCAAACUAGCUCCAAAAGCUUAUUUUAAGUUUAAAAAUACAUUUGGUUGCGAUAAGCAGUUAAACCUACCAGUAGAGUCUAUGAAUAUAAGUACUAUCUAACUUGCAUUAUAAUAAAAUACAUCUCAUUGAUUAAAAUAAAUAUUACAAUAAAUAACAUCCAUUUGCAGUUUCUAGUGUAACUAUUUAAUCUUGGGUAAUCACCUAAAAAACGCAUGGGGAAAAGAGACAGUUCUUCUGAAAGGAAUAGUGUGAAUACAAAAUUAAGAAUACAUAAAUAUAAGGCCUUGAUUUUAUAUGUAUUUAAAACCGUUUUUGGCGUUUCAUAUUAUUCAGAAUAGAUCUCUUUCUACCCUAUUGUCAAGUUAGGGAGAAAUGGAAAAAAAGGAGAUCAUCUUUUAGAAGAAUUGUGGCUGAAGCUUAAUCACUGUCAUGUUUGCCUUCAACACUGUGUUUUUUAGUAAUAAGUCUUGUAAGGACAUAACUUCUAUGGCCUAUAGGCAGUAAUGGUACUAAUACCUAUGACGAAAAUACCACAAAAAAUUCUACAAAUAGAAGUGGUAGUCUUUUCAUUUUUUGAAAUGCUUUUUUAAAAAAUUUUAACUAUCACCUUAGAAACCAUACAUCAAUAAACUAAUUAAGACUAGUGGGUGAUUCUGACAUGUAUAUCAUAUCUCAUCUUACCAUUUACUAUAGCACCACACUAAUCAGACCUGCCUCAGGGUUUUAUUGCCUGUUAAAUGAAGCCUGGGAGCAUUUCCUCCAUGAUUUAUUAUGGUAUUUGGAGAAGUAGUUUCAUUUGGGAAAUACAGUUUCCAUUUGUUUUCCUUUUAACUUGAAUUUAAACUCAAUUCCUAUUUUUGGUGUUGAUUAAUCUUUUUUUCCAUUAGCAAAUUACCAGUGUAUUUUAAUAUUUUGUUGUAUUACACACAGAGAUGAAUAUUUUGUUUUGUGUGAGUAUAUAUCUGGAGACUCCUGCGUUUGGGGAAAGGAGAGAGAGUAGGUUGCAUUUUUUUUCUUUUAGUUUUAACUUACACGCAGAUGGGUUGUAAAUUUCUUAGAAUGUGACAUUGAUAACAGCAUAGGAAUUAAAACUGUAUCUGGGAAUUUUGACUUUUGCAUAUUCCUGGGCUCCUAACCAGAAGUUUAGUAAAUGUGUGUUGAUUGAUUAGAUGGCAAUAUAAAUAAACCUAGUAAACGUAAGCUUAUGUUCAAGGUAAAAGAAAAAGAAAAUGAACUGUUCACAUUCUUCAAGAAAUAGAGCAUAUCAAAAUAAGUCAGUCAAAAGAGUCAAGUUCAUUUAAUGAAUAUAGACAUAGCCUUUAAAAAUGCGUUAUAGGUGUAAUUGAAGAGUUAAAGAGGCACACACUGAAUUCUCUGACAGGGGUGUGGUUUAUAUGUGAGGUACUUGGAUACAGUUUUAGUCUGACAACAUGUUAACCUUGCUGGAUUAAAAAAAAACUGAAUGAAGGGGCUUCCCUGGUGGCGCAGUGGUUGAGAGUCCGCCUGCCGAUGCAGGGGACACAGGUUCGUGCCCCGGUCCGGGAAGGUCCCACAUGCCACGGAGCGGCUAGGCCCGUGAGCCACGGCCGCUAAGCCUGUGCGUCCGGAGCCUGUGCUCCGCAACGGGAGAGGCCACAAUUUAUUUGGAAAGGGGAUGACAAAAUAUGUCAAGACAAUGCCCUGGCUUUCUUCAUUAAAUUUAGUAAUGAUUUGGGGAAAAAAAAGAAGAGUUUUUCUGUAACAUUUUUUUCUGCAGAUUUAUAGACAUUUGUGGGAUAAAUAUCUUCAAAGAAAUAUAUAUCACUUAUCACACAGUUAAUAUUUUGCGUAUUAUGGUCUUAUUGGAAUUAGAAAUGUUUAGUAAUUUAUAUCUUUAAAUAGAUGUACAUCUUCUUUUUGUUUCCAAGAUUUUUCUUUUAUGAGUUUAUUUCCAAUACUGAGUCAUCAUUAUGUUAUAGAGGAGUUUUGUUUUUGUUUUUGUUUUCUUUUUUGGUGAUGGCUUUUGGCAGCCAUCCAUCUCCAAGUACAGUGUAACAUGUAACAGUGAAGCUUGUUAAAGGGGGAGAAGUAUAAACUAUCACCAGGCAGGCCCUGACAGACAUUCAGACAUCCACACAGACACUGCUGCUACUUGAUGGUGUCUCCCAUUUUGAAAAUGUAGCUAUUUAAAAAGGGACAAGGUCGCAAUAACUUUACACGCCUGUUGCUUGUUGUAUGCACAUAUAUUUUACUUGUGAUUCUUUCCCCACUGACAGUAUCUUUCUAAUGUUUAAUUUGAAUGGUUACAUUUAUCUUUGCUAACUUGUCACUGUUAGUUGUAUACUACGUUUCAAUCCUCUAAAUAGAUUGUAUAUGUGCACACUGUACUUGGUAAAGAAUUUAGAAUUUGUGGUGAUCCACACUGAUGGGCUUGGGAGUAUGUAUGGGGGAGAACAUGGGAUAGAUAGUAAUUCAAAGUAGCAGGAAAUCCUAACGUGCACCUCUCCAUGUUUUUAGCACUGAUAGGCAUUGAUUUCAUUUCAUUGUUGAGAUAAUGGUGUCCUGUAAGCAUUUAGGUGGAACAAAAUGCCUAGGGUUAAACGUGGACUGUAGUUAAUCUUCAGUGCAACUCAUCCUCAGGCAGGUAAUCAAAAUAUACACUUGUUAUUUUGAAAGUUCUGUUAAAGCUGUUAUUUAAAAGUGCCAAUCAUAUCCAGAUGCAAAUUCCAGAAUAUACCCCCAAUAUAUUAUAAUCAUCAGCAUCGAGCUGCAAUCAUUUAUUUUAAGAAUCACAUUUGCAAGCUA
This is a messenger RNA of Delphinapterus leucas (beluga whale), 7778 nucleotides long. The record is from RefSeq and is a predicted model, not a curated record. NCBI's taxonomy places the organism in Eukaryota, Metazoa, Chordata, Mammalia, Artiodactyla, Monodontidae.